Molecule: messenger RNA, 4628 nt
Organism: Seminavis robusta
Lineage: Eukaryota; Bacillariophyta; Bacillariophyceae; Naviculales; Naviculaceae
Source: the annotation of a GenBank genome assembly
CGAAAACAGAAAGUUACUUAGGCGAGAGCGGGGUGAGUUACUCUGUGAUAUAAUCCUGACUUGGCUCUUCACCAUUUGGAGCUGCUUUGACGCAAGUUGGAUCAUUCACUCAUUCCUCCCAAUGGCAGCGACACUUCGUCUGGUGCUACAUGUAUCUCUUUCGGGGAUUGCAGCUUUGGCACUCUCGAGAAGCACUUCCUUGUUUGUUUCUGCGUUGGCUCCAUCGCCAACCACGAAUUGCAACAGCAACAACUGUCUCAUUUUGGGUCUGGGGGCCGUCGGCAAGGAAGUUGCUCAAACCAUUGCCGGCGAUUUUCCUCUAGUCUAUGGGACCGUUCGGAAUACGGAAGCUACGGAUCAAACCGAUGAAGACCCUUCCAUUCUUCGAAAAAUUGCCUUUGAGAAACUUUGUGGGAGCAGCACAGUUCCCUCCACAUGUUCUCACGUCCUCGUCACGAUACCCCCAUCUUCCAUGGGUGACAACCAUUUAAACAACAUCUAUGACAGCAUUGUGGAAUCACUGCCCGAUCAAUCUUGGAUUGGUGUGCUUUCAACCACCGGAGUCUAUGGACAUCACGACGGAAAAUGGGUAGACGAGGACUCGGAUCUGCUUUGUCAGGAAGGUACCAAUGCAGCACGGUACAGAGAUUAUGAAACAGAGUGGCAAGAUCGGAUUCAGGGUACAAACCAUGCUCUCUACAUUUUUCGAUGUGCCGGUAUCUAUGGACCCGAACGAUCCGCUCUUCAUACGCUCUACAAGAAAGGCAUACCACUGACUACUGCUGAAGCACCUGGAAGGUACUCAACAACUACGGGUAGACAGCCACAAAUCACAAACCGAAUUCACGUGACAGACGUCGCAAGGGCCAUUGCGGGAGGAAUGAAGGAACCAAGAGACAACUAUUCAACAACUCACAUGUUCAACUUAGCGGACGACUUGCCAGAGUCUCGAGGUGUUGUGAUGAAGUAUGCUGAGGAACUGUUGGCAACCAACAACAUUACUCUCCCCAAGACACCACCACCAACAACCAGGAAAGCGUCGGCAUCAUCCACACGUCGCGCCAAGAGAAGAACACAGGAAUUGAAGCGAGUCAGCAAUAAACGGAUGAAAACACUUUUGUUGAAAGAAACUGGUUUGGCCUUUCCAACUUACAAGGAAGGCCUGCAAGCGAUUCUGGCAUUGCCAAACAUGACAUGUGUACUUCCAGCAGUAAAGGACGAUAGAUAGAGAUGGGAUUCGAUUCUUCAUUCGAUAUCCACCAGAGCGAAUUUGCUUUUGACUUCGAGGCGUCUGCUACGAGUAGUCCCGUGCCGCCUCCAAAGGCAGACGACAAUCACCACGAGCGAUGAAGACGACAACUAAAUUUCCAUUGCUGGAAACAAUGGCGCCGCAACCGACGACGAAAAAGAAGACUCCAAGCGGGGGCCGUACCGGUACUGGUAGAGGCUCCUACCAAGAAUGCACUCCUCAAGGAGAUCGGAACUCACGUCAAGAUCCACAUUUGGUUUGAGGGUGGCAACAGUCCUGUUGAUUUUACUUUCCCAAUGAAGGAUCAAAACUGCCGCGCAUUGUGCUACUAGUAUGCCAGAUUUUUAAAAACUAAGUAGCCCACCUUCUGGCUAUGCAAGACCAGUACCUUUUUAGUUGGUUUGAAGACUAGUAGUCUAGUCUAUUGUCUUGAGUCAUCCUGUUCAGUCGUCAUGAAGCAGCUCAUUCACCUUCUCGGCCGAAAAUUCUUUGCGAAGGCACAGAAAGGCUUUGCUUUCAUCCAGUUUGAGGUCCCAUCCACCUUUCCUCUUGGACGAUGUGAUCAAAUCGAUCACAUCGUCCAGGUCGUCAACGUUGACCAGCCGAGAAAUCUGCAUCAAGCGAGCCAAGGGCACACAAGCACGGUACAAAGCAACAUUCGAUUUCAGCUCGGGCGAAUCCAAACGCUCCUUGGCAUAGCCCAAGAGGUCACGCAUAUCUGAAUCAAGACAGAUUGCCCCGAGAGCUGUGAAGGGGCACUGCCGGGUCCAAAAGAUCAGAGGCAAUCAGAAUCAGUUGGCUGACGAGAAGAAGCUCAGACAGUAUUCACCACGACCACCUAUCUUACCUUUCGGAUGGACUGUUCCAGACGCUUACAGGUAGCACCUAGGACUCCGAGCAUCAAGUUGUCCCAUAGGCGAGGAGCAAAGUACGGCUGCAAGGGCAGAAUCAAUUCAUCCAACAAAGUGCACAUUCUUCCCAUGUAGCCUUCACUCAACUGCAUCAUUUGAUACGACUCGUCAUCCAGGUCAUAGUUCAUCUUCACCAGGACACGGUCGCCACUUUUGCCUCCCACGCCCAUGAAAUUGGCCGACCCUUCUGCGCCAGCAACUUCUCCGACAAUAUUUCGAAGACGGGGUUUCAAAACGGUAACGAGCGAUUCAAUGGCAGUGUUGGCUGCCAAUUGAAAUCCCUCCGAGACAGUAGAGAGCGAUUUGACGCACAUGAGCAACUGAUCCGUCUCGUGUGUAUUAGGUGGAAAGCCCCCGAUGAUCGCAUCGGCCAGCAAGGUUUCCAAUUGCUUCGUAUGAUGCAUGGCGAUUUCCAAAUCAUUAAAGUAGGCACAUGUCUUGGCCAUUUCCAUCUGCGUCUCUCGUCGCUUGGUUUCCUCUUCCAACUUUUGUUUUGGUGUCGGGUGAUGCGCCUGUUGUGCCUGGGCUCCUCCGUGACGAAUGUUCUGAAAGAACAGUCCAGCUCCGCCAACCAAGAGUCCCUCACCAGGCUUGAGUCGAUGCACUCCAAUUUCCUCCACGCGCUGCGACAUGACAGUCAUGAGCACACCCGAAAGAGCAUCCGCAGCAAAGUUGGCCACGGCCGAGGCAGUUCCUGUGUGUCCGGUGGCAAACGCACGCUGGGUGCUUCUUCGAGCGGUGUAGAGACAAGUCUCCACCAUGGACGUUUGAAGGGCUCUACUGGCAAUGUGGGAAGACUGUCCCUUGAAGCCAAGAGGCGAGCAAUAGCGAGGAUCAGUUUCCGGAGCGGUAAAAGCUCGCUGCAUGGACGCCAAAAGCAAACAGCGUUCAAUUCCAGAGUAAUAUCCUCCGACUUCCCAAACCACUUCUUGCAGCUGUGUGCGUGCGGGCAAAAUCUCCAAUGGCUCAUACUCGGCUCGUUCACUGUAAUCUUCGGCGGAACGAGAACUACUGGUCGUCGACAUGCCUGUUGCCCAUUCUUGACGCUCGCGUUCGACCCGUUUUUCCUCUUGCUCUUGGUGAAAUCUGAGAGCUCGCGCCUUGUUUAUCUCUUGGACGGAAUGAUUCAUAAAGCGCGUGUAUGAUUCGGCAUGCUGCAAGCAGAGUGCUGCCUCUUCCAUGGCCGCAUCCACAUCGGCCAAGGUUCCAACUUCACUGGCAAAUCCACAAUCGUCUUCGUCCUCGCCAUCGUAGUCGAGACCUCGUCCAGAAUACUUGUCUUCCAACACUCCCGAAAUUCGUUGCGCAGAUUGAGACACCAGUGGCAAUUCCCUCGUCUCAAUGUAUUUUUGGAAGAGCGGCAAGACAUGCUGCUCCACCUGCACGUGGACCAAUUGAGCCACAGCGGCAUCUCCCUUGGCCCUGUGCAAGCAAUGGGAAAUGAGAGGAAGGUGGUGUCGUAAAACGGUGACUGCCGCAUUGUAGACUCGUGCCAUCAAGGCAAACGGUGGCGCCGCCGAGGCUCCCUUGGGCACUGGAGCUGUUUGGAUGGCCUUGGUAAAUUCUUGAGCAGUAAUGGCUUGCAAAUAUUUUAAAUAGAGCGAAACCGCCUCCUGUUCCAAUUGAACCUUGGGAAGCAGAGGCGUCAUUUGCCCAAGCCUUUGCAAAUCCGACUGUUGCACGGCCACUUCGUACUGUUCCAAUAAUAAUUUUUUGAGCGUGACAUGAUGCUGUUCCAAUUGUUGAAUGGUAUAUUCUCCAGCAUACGCUCGAGCACGUCCACUGAUGCGAUUCCACGCCUUUAACUGCGUGAAUUGCUGAAUGGCCCCGGCGGCAACAUCGUAUUGGCGAGAGGGAAUGGCCGAGCUGGCCUUGUCACAACUCGUCCGAAGCCAAAGAGCAGUUUCGACAUCGCGUGAGUGCUGUUCGAGAUCGGCUUUUUCUUGCUCCAAUUUUCGAAUUUCCAACGAGGCUUGACUUCCUCCCGACGCAAUUUUGGUGAGAGAAUUCAAAAUACUGUCGGCACAUGCCAUGGCGUCCGAUACGGGAUUUUCCAUACUCUCUGAUUCCUUGGCAGCCUUGAUGACAAUGUCGGGAAUCUCGAGGACAAAAUCGGCCAGCUGGGUCGUCAACUCCUCCGAGAGUUUGGUGGCCCGUUUUUUCGAUGCCACCGACAGAGACAUCAAAGCCUCAUACGGAUCGUCGCUGUCCAAGGCUUCCGCCAUGGUGCGAGGAGCGCUGUCUCGAAGAGAUGCCAAGGCUGCUGUCAUUGUUGCAAUGGUUGAAACUGAAGUAUUAAUAGUCUAAUGGAUAGAAGACUGCCCAAUGGGUAUUAAAAAUAGCAUGGGGUCGAAGAGACUCUGAAGCCAAAGAGGAUCCAAAAGAUAUAAGUAUCGCGUUUUGAACUUUUUCCUACUUUUUGUUUGGUAAAAAAUGAUUCGUGACUCGACUCGACUCUCAACAGCCGU